Molecule: messenger RNA, 1899 nt
Organism: Sporothrix brasiliensis 5110
Lineage: Eukaryota; Fungi; Ascomycota; Sordariomycetes; Ophiostomatales; Ophiostomataceae
Exons: 2
Coding region: 1-1899 (632 amino acids)
Source: RefSeq, a predicted model, not a curated record
AUGGGCAAAGAUGGCCCCAAUCCCACGAUCCGCAUCCUCAUGCUGGGCAAUGUCGGCGUGGGCAAAAACUGCCUUGAGUCGAGGUUCACGACCAUGACCUACCCACCGCCGUACAACCCGGCCCUGACCCUCAACAGCCGGCGGUACUUUACGCUGCCGCCCGUUCACGCCGUCGGCGACUGCGAGGCAGAGGACGUCAGAGAGCCAAGAAGUCCGCACUCCGACAAGAACAACAGAAGCAGGGAUGCCAAGAAGGUCGUUGUAGCCGCUGCCGAGCGUCCACGCACCACCUCGUCGACAGCCACAAUGUCGUCCAGCCCGGCCGCUGUCGAUCUCCCCGCCGUCGACCACCCCGACAAUGCUUCCUUCGACGACCGCACCCUCGUGGCGUCCUCGACCACGACCGCCUCCUCCCUCUGCAGCGCCUGCGCCCGCGAAAACAACACCUACCUCGUCGAAGUCAUCAACUACCCAGACCUGCAGUCGGCCGCCGUCCGCCGCCACGUCCACGCCCGCGCCGACUACGAUGCCGUCCUGCUGGUGUACGACGUCUGCGAUGCUGCCUCGUUUGACGCCAUCCCGACGCUGCACGGCGAGAUCCCCGUGUGCACGCGCACGAACCACCACCAGCACCACCGCCGGGCACUGCCGCAUGCGAGCGCCACGCGGAGCCGGACGAGCGGGUGGUUUGGAGGCGGCGGGAACGAGACGGGCACGACGGGGUCGGGCGAGAUUGUGGUCGGGCUGGUGGGGAACAAGAGCGACGUAGACGAUGUCGACGAGGACAGACGGGUGGUGGGUGACAACGUGCCAGGAGAUGUGACCAUGACGAGCGCGGUGCAGGACGGCGACCCGACCGAAGAAAGUCUGCUGCAUCCGCUCUACCGGGAGAGCAUACUGUACGAGGAGUUGACGGCACAACGAGAGCAGCGGGAACGACGACAGGCGGCUCGUGCCACGGCCGGAGCCGAAGCCAGGGCACGUACCGCCCAGACACCGACGACACCCUUUCCCACGGGAGAGAUGGACCGUGCUGAGCACAGCAACAAUACCAAAAGCAAGGCAGGGCUCGAGGCCGCCGCCAAGAGCAAAAACGACGACAUCCAGAAGUGGCUCGAGAUUAGCCGACCCGAGCCAUCUCUGCCGCUGUCGCCAUUGUCUCCAUCGCCCAGGCCACCCAGGUCGCCCAUGCAUGACGACGACGAAGAGGACGACGACUACGACUACUUUGGCCUGGCAGGCACCGUCGCCGACAUUAAGCCGAGAAAAUCGAAACCGACCAAGCCGUCCCGCGUCCGCCAAGUCCCCGCCGCCGACGGGACCAUGCUCGCCCAGGCCCUCCAGCUUUCUGUGCCCUUUCUCGAGACCAGCGCUCAGACCGGCCGCCACGUCGAGCAUGCUCUGGAGAAUCUCGUGCGCGCCGUUCUCCGCGAGAUGGGCCGCGACGCCAGCGGCACCAACAAGGCCGGAAAGACGUGCCGGCACAGAGAACGGCUGCCCAAAAAGGACAAGGACAAGCAGGAGGAGAGGCGGCCGAGCCGUACGUUUGUGUCCCUGGCCAGCCCGAUAAAGAGAUCCAUGCCAGCGACAACGCCUGUGUCUGUGCCUGUCUCCGCCCUGUCCGCCCCGCCCACGCCCAGCGAGCACGACAUUGCCGCCCAGCGGCCCGAGAGUGCAGCCAUGUUCCGGCAGCCAGAUGCAGACGUGGGGCCGCUUGCAGACGCGACGACACCACCGGCCGCCGUGGUCGACACAGGCCCGGCCAUUCCGCCGCCGCCAAUGCAGCGUCGCGCGAGCGUCAUGGGUCGUAUGCGCAAUGUCUUUUGGCACAAGUCGCAGCAGCCAGCCGAGCAGCCGCCCGGUGGAACGGGAUCGAUGCCGGCAAACAUGGCCGUAUAG